Molecule: messenger RNA, 1942 nt
Organism: Dimorphilus gyrociliatus
Lineage: Eukaryota; Metazoa; Annelida; Polychaeta; Dinophilidae
Source: the annotation of a GenBank genome assembly
AAUCAUAAAUUUACUGCGGAGUUAAUAUAGUCUGCUAUGAGCUAUGGAUUUACUAUCAUCAGCAAUUUCGGGUAAAUAUUUCGACUUCAAUCGCUUUUUAAAUAAUAUUUUAUACACAGAGUAUUAUAAUAAACAUUCAUGUGUGUUAUCGAACUAAAUUUGAUAGAUUUAGCUACGAUUUCGAAGAAUCACCGAUACCUUACCCAGCGCCUAAAAAUUUCCACUACAAAUGAUUGAUUUAUUACUCAUAUUCUUUACUACAAAGCUAUUUAACAAAAAAGACUAGUAAUUUUUAAUAAAAAAAUAGAGUCGGAAUUCAGUUAUUUAAUGUUUAUGUUUAAUGUUUACUUUUCUACUUUAUUCUAUUUGCCUUGUAAAUGAACAGGUUCAGAAGAUGGUGGGAAAAGAGGAAAGCGAAAGCAUAGCGAAAAAGAGUAAUUCCGAAGAUGAAUCAAAUUAUGCUGGAGAUACGGAUGUUACGGAUAAAGAACGUUUGGCUAGGGAAAGUCAUUGUGAAAUCGAAAGAAGACGAAGGAGUAAAAUGGCGACUUACGUAAAUGAAUUAUGCGAUAUGGUACCCGCAUGUUCAACUUUAGCUAGAAAACCCGAUAAGUUAACCAUCUUACGAUUGGCCGUAGCGCAUAUGAAAACUUUACAAGGUACCGGAAAUACCAGUUCCGAUGGAUCAUACAAACCAUCCUUUCUUACUGAUCAGGAGUUGAAGCAUUUGAUUUUAGAGGCGGCUGAUGGAUUUCUUUUCGUUGUCCAAUGUGAGACAGGAAGGAUAAUUUACGUAUCUGACUCAAUUUUACCAGUUCUUAAUCAUUCUCAGCAAAAUUGGUAUUCGGCUUCUUCUAUUUUUGACAUGGUGCACCCUGACGACGUUCAGAAAUUACGUGAGCAACUCUCCACAUCUGAAUCUCAAAAUGUAGGUAGAAUAUUAGACCUGAAAACUGGAACUUUGAAAAAAGAAGGUCAUCAAUCUUCAAUGCGACUCUGCAUGAGUUCGCGGCGGGGUUUCAUCUGUCGAAUGAAAGUCGGCAACGUCCCAAUAGAUCCUUUAACCGCCAACCACACGGUUCGGUUACGUCAGAUGAAUACACUAGGUCAAUCGUCGGAUGGUCAACAAUAUGCUAUAGUACAUGUGACGGGUUAUCUUAAAAACUGGCCGCUGAGCGGUGUACAUGUUGAGAGAAAUUCUUCGCAGGACGAUGAACUACAAACUUCUUGUUGUUUGGUGGGAAUCGGAAGGUUACAAGUUACUUCAACUCCUAACGUAUCAGACAUUAGUUCAGGAAAUGCUUCUACCUAUAUCUCGAGGCAUUCAGUAGACGGGAAAAUAACAUUUGUCGAUCAAAGAGUUACAGCUGUUCUCGGCUACCAGCCUCAAGAGUUAUUAGAUAAACACGUUCAAGAUUUAUGCCACCCAGAGGAAGAAGUCCAAGUAAAGGAGAGCUUCGAUCAUGUUUUGAAAUUGAAAGGUCAAAUGAUGUCUUUGGCCUAUCGUCUUAGGAAUAAAUCAGGAGAAUGGACCUGGAUUAAGAGUUGUUCAUUCAGUUUUCUAAAUCCAUACACUGAUCAAGUAGAAUAUAUAGUCUCUACUAAUACAGCUUCAACACAAUCAAAUGCCAACGAUGCGUCUGAGGUUCAGAACACUGUUGACACUGAUCUGUACGCCCGUGCCAUGUCGCAAGGUCAAUAUCCUUUGCAGCAGAUGCAACAUUCCCUGGUGAAACAAUCGGGAAGUUGGGCUUCUGCAAUGCAAUCGUCUUACCAACCGAAUCCGAAUAAUUGGCAGUGGAAUAGCGGUCAGCAAACCUCUGGAACUGAAGGACAGCAGAGUACGGGUCAAAAUAAUUCAAAUAACAAUCAUGAAGUUAAUGAUGUUAUGAGCAUGUUAGAACCAGGAGAAUAUGACUUAUCGGCUUUUACUAAUAUGUAA